AUGACCCUCCUACCCCCACCUCCACCAUCUGCUCAGCCAGGAGCCAUUCCAAAGGUGAAAGUACUGGGCUGGGCGGCACUCCCAGGAAACUACCAUCAUGAGCAGACCCCUCCAGGCCAGACCUCCAUAUCACUUGCCGGAUUACAGCAGCCAUUAGCUGGCUUAAAUGUCGUCAUUUCACUUCUGACGGGGAACGCUUUUAUAAGGUGUUUAAAAGAAAAUGUAAUUAACUGGUUGCGUGCUUCUGUUGCAGCUCAAAUUGAAAUUAUUCCAUGCAAGAUCUGUGGAGACAAAUCAUCAGGAAUCCAUUAUGGUGUCAUUACAUGUGAAGGCUGCAAGGGCUUUUUCAGGAGAAGUCAGCAAAGCAACGCCACCUACUCCUGUCCUCGUCAGAAGAACUGUUUGAUUGAUCGAACCAGUAGAAACCGCUGCCAACACUGUCGAUUACAGAAAUGCCUUGCCGUAGGGAUGUCUCGAGAUGCUGUAAAAUUUGGCCGAAUGUCGAAAAAGCAGAGAGACAGCUUGUAUGCAGAAGUGCAGAAACACCGGAUGCAGCAACAGCAGCGAGACCACCAACAGCAGCCUGGAGAGGCCGAGCCGCUGACUCCAACCUACAACAUCUCAGCCAAUGGGCUCACAGAACUUCACGACGACCUCAGCAACUACAUCGACGGGCACACCCCUGAGGGGAGCAAGGCAGACUCAGCUGUCAGCAGCUUCUACCUGGACAUACAGCCUUCCCCAGACCAGUCAGGUCUUGAUAUCAAUGGAAUCAAACCAGAACCAAUAUGUGACUACACACCAGCAUCAGGCUUCUUUCACUAAUGUUCUUUAACCAAUGGAGAGACUUCCCCAACUGUGUCCAUGGCAGAAUUAGAACAUCUUGCACAGAAUAUAUCUAAAUCGCAUCUGGAAACUUGCCAAUACUUGAGAGAAGAGCUCCAGCAGAUAACGUGGCAGACCUUUCUACAGGAGGAGAUUGAGAACUAUCAAAGCAAGCAACGGGAGGUGAUGUGGCAAUUGUGUGCCAUCAAAAUCACAGAAGCUAUACAGUAUGUGGUGGAAUUUGCCAAACGCAUUGAUGGAUUUAUGGAACUGUGUCAAAACGAUCAAAUUGUGCUUCUCAAAGCAGGUUCUCUAGAGGUGGUGUUUAUCAGAAUGUGCCGUGCCUUCGACUCUCAGAACAACACCGUGUACUUUGAUGGGAAAUAUGCUAGCCCUGAUGUCUUCAAAUCCUUAGGUUGUGAAGACUUUAUUAGCUUUGUAUUUGAAUUUGGAAAGAGUUUAUGUUCUAUGCACCUAACUGAAGAUGAAAUUGCGUUAUUUUCUGCAUUUGUACUGAUGUCAGCAGAUCGCUCGUGGCUGCAGGAAAAGGUAAAAAUUGAAAAACUGCAACAGAAAAUUCAGCUAGCUCUUCAGCAUGUCCUACAGAAGAAUCAUCGAGAAGAUGGUAUACUAACAAAGUUAAUAUGCAAGGUGUCUACAUUAAGAGCCUUAUGUGGACGACAUACAGAAAAGCUAAUGGCAUUUAAAGCAAUAUACCCAGACAUUGUGCGACUUCAUUUUCCUCCAUUAUACAAGGAGUUGUUCACUUCAGAAUUUGAGCCAGCAAUGCAAAUUGAUGGGUAAAUGUAUCAACUAAGCACUUCUAGAAUGUCUGAAGUACAAACAUGAAAAACAAAAAAAAUUAACCGAGACACUUUAUAUGGCCCUGCACAGACCUGGAGCGCCAACACACUGCACAUCUUUUGGUGAUCGGGGUCAGGCAAAGGAGGGGAAACAAUGAAAACAAAUAAAAGUUGAACUUGUUUUUCUCAUGCAUAUGAUUUCCAUUAUGCCUACAGAUAUGGACCCUUUUUCUGUCUCGACUUCUCGAUGAUUGACCUCUGUUUACAACAGAAGGAGGGUACUAAAGUUGGAGGAUUUCCUUUUCUUGUAGCUCACUGCCCACAGACUUUCUACAGAGUCACCAAUCUGUCAGGAACAACAGAGAGUCCAGCAAUAAUCGGUGUCUGGUGUGCAUAGCGGAGGUUGCGGCAUUACUUUGCACAACUUGCUCUUUGUUUCAUGAAGGAAGUUUUUAUUUUUUUCACCGAUUAUUGCCAGUCAGCAGGACGGCAUGAAAAGGGUCCAUAGCACUAGCAACAAUAGCAUUAUAAUAUAUUACAGGGUAAAUGGGCAUGAAGACUAUAUAUAGCUAAAAGAGAUAUUGUUUAUAUAUUGUUUUAAUUAAUAUAAAAUGUAGUUACUGGUGUAGCUUUUCCUGUUGAAUUGAUAAGGCACUUUCAUUUUGCACCUUUUUCUUUAAAUUAAAUGCUAGCGUGUUCACUGUCGUGUCGCAUGUGCACCAGAAACACAAGUUUAACUGAGAAGGCUUGGAAGGUACGUCGGGAGGUGUUUAUGCUGCUGUUUACAAAAUUACUUUUAAAAGACUGGCUGGUCAUAUCUAGAAAUCACGAUGUUGGAUUUUUAUUUUUUUUACAUGUGAAUUUGGAAUUAGAAAUGGAACUCUCCCUAAAUUAUACUUUGUGUUUUGGUAAGUUUAAGGAUAGAUGUGUUUAUGCUUCAUACAAAGUUGAAUGAUCGAUUGGUGCUGUGGAUUUAUACCAUCAUGCACAUUAUUUUUAAAAAGCUUUUUUAAAUGCCAUCUCAUGGAGGCAGGGGAGGAGACGUUCAUUUAUACAAUUCAGUAGUUAUAUAGACUCAGUCUCAACUUGGAAUUCUUAUGCUUUGAGAACAAAUCAGUAACCACAAUAUUUAUUCUAAUCUAGCUUUUAUUAUAAGAAGGACCCAAAGAUUAUAUCUGGAGCAAAGGCAAACUCCCCAUGUAAGGACGUGAAGCAUUCACUUUAUGAAUGUUUAUAUUCUUGGUAUAAUCUAGGAACCCUAAGAGUUUAUCUCAGAGUGAACUAUUUCUAGACUAGCUGCCUCUACAUGCUAUAAUUCUAGAACAUUGCUCUCCAUAUUUCAUAGACAGUGAAUAGGGGGAGGUGAGAGAGGCAUGCCAUGUUGAACCAGUUUCUGUUAUUUAAAUAUUAAAUAUUUUAAGCCUUUAAAGUGAA
Molecule: messenger RNA, 3062 nt
Organism: Pteropus alecto (black flying fox)
Lineage: Eukaryota; Metazoa; Chordata; Mammalia; Chiroptera; Pteropodidae
Gene: RORA
Product: RAR related orphan receptor A
Exons: 10
Biological process (GO): negative regulation of inflammatory response; regulation of transcription by RNA polymerase II
Cellular component (GO): nucleus
Molecular function (GO): RNA polymerase II cis-regulatory region sequence-specific DNA binding; zinc ion binding; nuclear receptor activity
Source: RefSeq, a predicted model, not a curated record